AUGCCCUUCAGAAAAUUCCACUUCCUAAACCGUUGGACCCAAAACCCAACCAAGUUUUGCUAUGAGUUCCCAAUUGGACCAACCAACACUUCGCUUGUCUUGCUGCCACAUGAAGACAUUCCAAGCCUACGCUCAGGUGUUGUCACUUUCCAACCCAAGGAGGAAGACUUCUACAUCCCAUCAAGAGAGAAACCAUCAUUCCCAUCCUCACAUACGCACACUUCAGCGCACAGUCAAGCUCAACGCCGCCACCAAGAACGCCAUGUUCUCAGCACUGGCAUGGCAGCGAACCAAGCCCUAGACCGUGUGAGCAAGCUGGAGAAGAUUGUGGAGUGCCAAUCACGUUUCAUCUCACGCCUUAGUUCGUGUAGUCCGCCACAUUGCACCGGAGAGACUCUUUCGCCCUUCUCUCACCGCUAG
Microthlaspi erraticum is the source of this 420-nucleotide messenger RNA. Lineage: Eukaryota; Viridiplantae; Streptophyta; Magnoliopsida; Brassicales; Brassicaceae. The record is from the annotation of a GenBank genome assembly.